Nematostella vectensis (starlet sea anemone) is the source of this 3344-nucleotide messenger RNA. Its product is annotated as cyclic nucleotide-binding domain-containing protein 2. The coding region runs from base 954 to 2864 and encodes 636 amino acids. The transcript has 18 exons. The record is from RefSeq and is a predicted model, not a curated record. NCBI's taxonomy places the organism in Eukaryota, Metazoa, Cnidaria, Anthozoa, Actiniaria, Edwardsiidae.
CCGUUCUUAUUCAAUAUUGGAUUCUUUCAUAAAAUAAGCUGUAAUUUCUCCAGACGAGAGCUAACUUUGGUGCUUAAGAAAUGUAACUAGUUAAAGUAAUAGAGUGGUUUUCAAAAUUCUGCGCAACAAAAUCUAGUUAAAGUGUAUUAGUCAAGCCAGAACAAAAGAGAACAUUCCAGACAGACAUUCCAGUGUAUUAGUGCUAAAUUAACUAGAUAGUAUUUCACAGGAUUUUGAAAACCACUCUAUCUUGGAACUUUUUCUUAAGAAAUCUUUGUGAGUUGUCUUUCCCAAAGCUCCCUGUUUCCAUUGUUAAAUUCUUCCAACAAUAUGAUCAGAGUGUUAGUAAAAGAUAGUUAGCAGCAUUUCACCUUCGUUAAAGCGUGGAUAACUUUUUCUUUUCCUAAGAUUUCAAAACAUUACGCAAGCUAAAAUUAUGCUGGUAUAACAAAGCAUAUUCGACUGGGCACCUUUCUGACUCUCCCGCCUCGCCUUGUACCUAGACUUAAAAACUUUGCUGUUAAUUGCGUUUGCAAAAGUUUAUAAAAAAAAGACAAUCAGAAAAUUCUAAUAUUUCAUACUGUACAGUUUUCCAGAGCUUAGUUAUAACAGCGGGAAAAAAGCUUUGUUCUGACUAUAAUAAAAAAAAAAAAGAACUGUGAACAGCGAUAAUUGACACUUGGCACUUCAUUAUGGGUCAAUGAAUUGUCUCAACUGCUUUGCAUGUUUGUAUUAGUUCACUGAGAAACAAGACUUUUGUUUACUUCUGUUGUCGCACGGACACAUCAACCAGUCCUCUCCGAGUCCGAGUUUUUUAAAAUUCUUUGGUUUUGUUUUGUUUUUGGUACUGCAAAAAUACCUGUUUUACCAAAAAGAACGUCUCUACAAUAUUUAGUCAAAAACGGAAAUAUUUUUCGUAAAGAAACCCGUUGUUCGUUGCGAGUUGAAUUAGGAUGGAGAUCUCAUCGGAAGAAGAUCACAUUCAUGAGCUAGCGCCUCUUCCAGUCGAAUACCCCAAGAACUACACUCGAAGACGCGAUGACAGCAGUCACAGUACUAUGAGAAGAAGCAGUACUGAUCGUUCAUUCGGUUCAUACUCGACUGUUACUCGUGGUCGCCGAAUGAGUAUCGUCGUGCAGCCGUCGACUCGCCUAAUGCGCCGAGGAUCUUCAGUUGCAGCAGCAGGGCUUAACGGGAAAAGUGGUGGCACCUUGAUUACUCUGAGUCGUAGACGUAGUAGCCGCGGAAGAGUGAAAGAGAUAAAGGUUUUUCAGCCUUUGGAGCACUUUAGACAUAUCAUAAGAGUUGUUCGUACCAUCUUACGAGUCGCCAAAGCCCUUAAAAGCGACCCUAAGCGCGAUUUGGGUGACGGGAUAUGCAAGUCGUUUCUCGAGAUGAUGGAGGGCUACAUGAUGAUGAAAAACAAAGCGUUUGUCACCAGUCUUCCCGGGGACUCAUUGCCGACAGGGCCUCUGCUAUUUGACCCGACUCUUUUCAAGGCCAACAGAGAGAUUCAAAUAAGUAAAGAGGUGAAAAGUAUACUUAGUCUUCGACCAGAAGAAAGAAACACAGAACAGCUACAAACGGUGCUGUACGCAUUGCAGACCAUGUCUUCGUUUGCAGAGCUCCCCCUUCAUAUGCAGGAGUCCGUCUGUAAAGUCGCCUGGCAUCAAAGCCUGCCAGCCAACAAAAUAAUCGUCAAGCAAGGUCACCUUGCAGAGAACUUCUACUUCAUAAUGUCCGGUUCAGUGACCGUUGUAUCAGAAAACGAUCCUACGUCGGGCCAAGUGUUUGCUUCGGUGGCAACACUAAGGCGAGGAGCAAGCUUUGGGGACCUCGCAAUACUUAAAAACUGCACGCGCACCGCUACUGUUGUCAGCAAAGACCCGAUUCACCUGCUUGUAAUCAGUAGAGAGGACUACCAGCGUAUCUUUAUGGGUCGUAGUCAGGAUGGUAUGGAGCCGAGUCAUAUCAAAUUUUGCAGGACGCUAGAUUUCUUAAUAGACUUCCCUGUUGACAUGCUGAUCGACAAGCCUUCAAACUGCAUGUUCCAUUAUUUCAGAAGGGGGACUGUUAUCGUGAAGGAUAGUCACAUAUCUGAAUGGGUCUACAUCGUGGUGUCAGGUACAUGUGAGGUGAUGAUGGAACUAGAGUCAGCCACACCUAGGCUGAAGGGAAAGCAGCUGAAUGGUACAGUCCCAAAAGUCGAGAUGCUGGCCUACCUUACAGAAGAUCGAUUUGCGAAGAGUCGAUACGUGUUUAGGCCAAACAAGAAUAACAAAAAUUUACAAAAUAACAUAUCUAAAGGUCGCAGUUGUUUCUCCCACAUUAAUACACGCCAUAGCAGCAUGUCCUCCGUCACGCCCAGACGGGAAGUUCGCUCGGCAUCAGUCGAGUCAUUACGCUCUAGAGUGAGCAAUAGCAAAUCUAUAUCGCUAUCUGACAGCAGCGACACCAGCAGACAACGAGCGACGACGUUACCACCUGUGUUCCCUGUAGUUGAUAAUCUAGUUGGGGGAAUGCAGGGCAAGCAUUCCAAGAAACCGGUCUUUGUUCAGAUUGACGUACUGCACCCAAGAAACACAUUUGGGUUUGCAAACCUUGACUUUGAAGAUACGUGCGAGGAGAAUAAGUCGGCGGUGGUGAGCUUGGUCAGUCGAGGCGCCGAGUGUAUCAUGAUUUCCAAGAAGUUUUUUAUGGCGCACGCAGGUGAUCUCACCAAGAAAUGGAUAAGACACAAUAUAUGCCCAUACCCCUCGCAAGAGAUCCUACAAAGAAAUCUCCAGCAAAAGGUGAACUGGAACGCGUACAAGCAGGAGGUCAUCUCAAACUUUGUAUCAAAUAAAAUAUCGACACAGGGCUAGAUAGGAAAUUAAUGAAUAGAGAUAAACAAAUUUAUAGAAAUUACAGGAAUUAUCGCGACUGAUACCCGUCGCUUUUCGAAUCAUUCUCGAACUUUUGUUGUCGUUUUUUGAAAUAUUUCGCGCACAUGGUUUCAGAUCGAAUACCGUACAAGGUACGCAUAGCGCAGAUAUUUCUACGUCUAUCGGGAACGUCCAGAUAGAAUGAAUGAAUAAUUAUCUUUUGUAUAUUGGAGCGUAGCUAGGAUUCAAUGAGGGGGGGGGGGGGGGGGGGGAGGAGGUGGGAGCGUGCAGAUUUAGAUAUUUUGUGAAAAUGUCUCCAACCUGUGAUUCUAGCGCACCCCAAGCUAAGCACCUGGGCAAUUGUCAUUGAAAUGAUUAUACAGAAAAUAUUUAUUGAUUAUAGUAUGUUUCUUUUCGUUGUCACGAAAUUGCUGUAAAUGAGUUCAUAAGAAAAUAAAUUGAUAAUUUUCGUUUGUAUGA